This is a messenger RNA of Paramecium sonneborni, 1641 nucleotides long. The record is from the annotation of a GenBank genome assembly. Lineage: Eukaryota; Ciliophora; Oligohymenophorea; Peniculida; Parameciidae.
UAUAUAUUUAAUACAUGAAUUAAGAAGACAUAUUUUUAAAAAAAUAGUGGUUCAUAAAGUCUUGUGAAGGAAAGAUAGAAUAAUUCUAUGAUAUAAACCUUAAGAAGGUAAUUGUAUUGAUCAAGGAUAAAGGUGAUUGGAUCUGGAACAUAUGGAAGUGUUGUAAAAGCAGCAUUAAAGGGCACAAAAUAAUAACGUGCAGUUAAGGUGAUUCCAAAGAGUAAAGUUAAGAAUCCUGAGCGAUUUAAAAGAGAGAUAGAUAUACUAAGAGCAAUGGACCAUCCAAAUAUCAUAAAAUUGUAUGAGACUUAUGAAGAUUAAAGAAAUGUUUAUUUAGUGACAGAGUAUAAAUAAUAAUAAAUAAAUAGAUUAUGUGAGGGAGGUGAACUAUUUGACAGAAUAAUGGAUAAGGGAUAUUUUAAUGAAGCAGAAGCUCAUGCUAUAUUUUUAUAGAUAAUGCAAGUAUAUAUAGAUGUAUAAUUAGGCAUUAAAUUAUUGUCAUACAAAUGGAAUUUGUCAUAGAGAUUUGAAGCCAGAGAACUUUCUUUUUUUAACAAAAGCAGAAGAUUCACCUUUAAAAGUUAUAGAUUUUGGUUUGAGUAUUUUAUUUGAAGAUGGUCAAACAAAACCAGGGACUCAAAAAGUAUCAAUGAAGACUAAAGCAGGAACUCCUUAUUAUAUAUCACCUGAAGUUUUAAAAGGCAAUUAUGAUGAAUUAUGCGAUAUUUGGUCAGCUGGAGUUAUAUUAUAUAUAUUAUUAUCUGGUGUUCCACCAUUUUAUGGAGAUACAGAUCCAGAAAUUUUAGAAGCUGUUUAAAAAGGAGUUUAUACAACCGAUAUUCCAGAAUUUAAAUUUGUUAGUGAUUCUGCUAAAGAUUUGAUUGCAAAUAUGAUUACAACACCUGAUAAAAGAUUCAAAGCUUCAUAAGUUUUAUAACAUAAAUGGAUGAAAGAAAAGAAUAAACCAAAUAAAGAGUUAAAGUUAAAUUAUGGGGCAUUAAAAAAUUUUACAGGAAGUAAUAAGUUAAAGAAAGUAGCUUUAACUUUUAUUGCUUCUUAAUUAAAUGAAUAAGAAAUAUCUCAUUUAGGAAAGUAAUUUAAUACAAUUAAAUAGAUUAUUUAAACAAUUAGAUAAAAAUGGAGAUGGAGUAUUAACUAUUGAAGAAAUUAGAGAAGGUUUAACAGGAAUGAGUGAUGAUUAAUCAAAAGAAUUAGCAAAUAUUAUUAAAAGUAUUGAUACUGAUGGAAAUGGGAAUAUCAAUUAUACAGGUAAUAAUAAUUAUAUUCAAAAUAUAUAGAAUUCUUGGCUGCUACAAUGGAAAAAUAGUUGUACAUGAAAGAAGAAAAAUUAUAUUAAGCUUUUAAAAUGUUAGAUUUAGAUGGAAGUGGUAAAAUUGAUAAAAAAGAAUUGUAGUAAGUUCUUGGAAGUAAUUAAAAAUAUAUUAAAUUUAGAAUCUGAAAAAAUAGUAAAUGAAAAAUAUUGGGAUGACAUGAUUAAAGAAGCAGAUAAAAAUGGAGAUGGAGAAGUUAUAAUAAUUUUAAAUAUAAUAGAUUGAUUAUAAUGAGUUUAUUGAAAUGAUGGAUAGAUUCAGCUUGAUGAAUUGACAAGCAUAUUUUAUAUACAUUAAACAAAUAUUUAAU